Vombatus ursinus (common wombat) is the source of this 3241-nucleotide messenger RNA. It is a transcript of the gene FBRS, whose product is annotated as fibrosin. The transcript is spliced from 18 exons. The record is from RefSeq and is a predicted model, not a curated record. Lineage: Eukaryota; Metazoa; Chordata; Mammalia; Diprotodontia; Vombatidae. The annotation marks the transcript as partial.
CCCCCGCCGCCGCCGCCUCCGCCCCCGGCCCGGCCGUGGUCGUCCGCCUCCUCCGGGGAGCGAGGAAGCCCCCGGGGAAAGAGACGUCGGCGCCGGCCCCCCCGGCCCCGGGGCAGGAAGCGGCCCCCCGGCUCGGGCAGCCGAGGGGAGGAGGAGGACGACGACGAAGAGGAGGAGGGGGAGGAGGUGGAGGAGGAGGAGGAGGAGGAGGAGGAGGAGGACGACGACGAGGAGGACCUCAUCGAUGGUUUCGCCAUCGCCAGCUUCGCUAGCCUUGAGGCCCUGCAGAAGGAUGCAUCCCUUCAGCCCCCAGAGAGACUGGAGCAUCGGCUAAAACAUUCCGGAAAGCGGAAGCGGGGGGGUGUAGGGGGGGGCCGAGGGGAGCCAGGAGACAGCUCAGAGCGGGAGACUGGCCGGCCCCCAGGGGACCGUGCCCGAAAAAGGUCCAGCAAGCGAAGGAGGAAAGAGGCCUCCUCCCGAAAUUCUCUGGAAGCCGGAUACAUAUGUGAUGCGGAGAGUGACCUGGACGAGAGGGUCUCUGAUGAUGACCUCGAUCCAUCGUUUACUGUCUCAACCAGCAAAGCCUCGGGCCCCCAUGGCAACUUAAAUGGGAACUGUGAAGCGAAACUCUCUGUGAUCCCCAAAGUGUCGGGGCUGGAGCGGAGUCAGGAGCAGCCCCCAGGACCCGACCCGCUGCUAGUGCCUUUCCCUGCCAAGGAGCCACUGCCUCCACCGGCCCCCCGACCCCCAACCACCCCCCCAGCCCCGAUGCCAGCCCCUGUCAGCCUGCCACCCCCACCCCCACCCCAAUUGCAGCUCCGGGUUUCACCCUUUGGCAUCCGCUCUUCCACUUAUGGCAGUGGCCUGGACCUUAGCACUGGCAGCUCUUCGAGGCCACCCCCCAAGGCUCCUGCCCCUCCAGUGGCCCCACCUCCACCUUCUUCCUCUUCCUCUUCAUCUUCCUCUUCCUCAUCUUCUUCAGCUCAACUUUCCCAUCGGCCCCCAACACCCUCUUUGCCCUUGCCUCUGGCCAGCCACGGCUUCCCCCCUACUGGUCUACGGGCACCUCCUCCACCACCCCAUCCUGCCCUAUUCUCCCCUGGCCCUACUCUACCCCCACCCCCACCUUUGCUGCAGGUGGCAGGCCACCCUGGGGCUGCGACGGCCAGUGCCCUCUCUGAGCAGGAGCUGAUGCGGCAGGACCUGAGCACUCGGUUCCUGAGCGCCCAGGGAGGCCCCGAGGUGGGGGGGGCGGGGGGCUCAGCCCGGCCCCUGGCCUUCCAGUUCCACCAGCACAACCACCAGCACCAGCACACCCACCAGCACACCCACCAGCACUUCACCCCCUACCCUCCUGGCUUGCUGCCCCCCCACGGCCCCCACGUGUUCGAGAAAUAUCCAGGAAAAAUCGAAGGCCUUUUCCGGCAUAACCUCUAUGCGGCCUUCCCCCCUGCUGUCCCUGGCCUCCCCCCUGGUCUGCCUCCUGCUGUUUCCUUUGGUUCUCUGCAGGGGGCUUUCCAGCCUAAGAGCACGAAUCCAGAACUGCCACCACGACUGGGGCCGGUCCCCAGUGGGCUGCCCCAGAAGGGGACACAGAUUCCUGACCAUUUCCGCCCCCCACUGAGGAAACCAGGGAAGUGGUGUGCCAUGCAUGUGCGAGUGGCCUAUAUGAUCUUGAGGCACCAGGAGAAGAUGAAGUUAAUGCAGGGUGAUCCUCACAAGCUGGAUUUUCGGAACGACCUUCUGCCCUGCCUCCCUGGGGCCUAUGGAGGCCUUCCCCCUGGGCAGGAGCUCUCCCACCCAGCUUCCCUCUUCACCGCAACAGGUGCUGUCCAUCCUGCUGCCAACCCUUUCACAGCAGCUCCUGGGCCCCCUGCAUCCUUUCUGAGCCCUGGUACCCACAUCGAUCCUUUUGGGCGUCCUACCAGCUUUGCGUCCUUGGCUGCCCUCUCCAAUGGGGCCUUUGGAGGCCUGGGCAGCCCUACGUUCAACACUGGUGCUGUCUUUGCCCAGAAAGAAAGCCCAGGGGCCCCUCCUGCCUUUGCCUCUCCUCCUGAUCCAUGGGCCCGGCUGCACCGUGGCCCCCCUGCCUUUCCUGCCUGGGCCCGACCCCCUGAGGCUGCACGGACGCCUGGCUCGGACAAAGAACGUUCAGUGGAGAGGCGAGAGCCCUCAGCCCCCAAAGAGGAGAAGGAUAGGGAUCUCCCAUUUUCCCGACCACAGCUUCGAGUUUCCCCAGCCACCCCCAAGUCCCGGGCCGGGGAGGAGGGGGUAAGACCCCCCAAGGAGCCUGUGAGGGUGAAGGAAGAAAGGAAGGAGGAGGUCCCUGGGCCUCCCAGCCUACACCUGCUUUUUGAUCGGCCCCGACCACCCCCCUUCCUGGGUCCCAGUCCUUCGGACCGCUGUGCCCCCUUCUUGGAGCCCUGGCUGCCAGGCCCUCCACGCCUGGCCCGCCCCCCACGAUUCUAUGAGGCAGGGGAGGAGCUGGGAGGGGCAGGAGCUGUGGCCACAGCUCGCCUCUAUGGUCUGGAGCCUACCCAUCCGCUACUCUAUGGUCGCUUGGCCCCCCCACCUCCUACCGCAGCCCCCGGGCCCCCUCAACUGCUUAGCAAGACACCUCCUGGGGCCCUCUUGGGGGCUCCGCCCCCCUUGGUGCCCGCCCCUCGGCCUGGCUCCCCCCCUAGGCCGCCAGGGCCACCCAGAGCUGACAGGUGAGGGGAGGGGAGGGGCUGGGGGUAGAGCUCCAUUUCCUUCCCCCUUUUUCACUUCCCCACCCAGCCUUAGGGUGGAGGUUGUGACCCUACUUGGGAGGGCAAAGGUCAUGACCCCAUGGCUUCUGUGGAAUUGUCAUGGGGUCAGAGGUCACUACCCCAGCCAUGGGAUCAUCCUGAAAAUAGAGGUCGCAGACCCACCUGCCCCCAAAGGGUUUAAGUGCAAGAGCCACUCUCUAGAGGGAUGGGGGUCACCUGGAGGGCAGAGGUUGUGACCACCUGAGAGGCAGUGCUGUUCCCUCUCCUUUUCUCCCCAUCCACUCCCUUUUCCCCUUUAAAUCUGGGCUCCCUCAGAGGGUCCCUUGGAUGCUAAGCCUCCCGACAGCCUCCUGUAGGCUUAUCAAGCCUGAGGCCAAAGUCACACACUCCCAGGCCUCUUGUUCCUCUUUCCCUCCUGUGGGAAAGCAGGGUGGGGCUGCUGGGACAUCAGAAGUCACCAGUGACCCUCCUUCAUAGGGUCUGAGAAGAUG